AUGACGACCAUGGAUCUGCGUGUCGGUAACAAGUACCGCAUUGGCCGUAAGAUUGGUAGCGGUUCUUUCGGUGACAUUUACCUGGGCACCAACAUCAUUUCCGGUGAGGAGAUUGCCAUCAAGCUCGAGAGCGUUAAGGCCAAGCACCCCCAGCUCGAAUAUGAGGCCCGCGUCUACAAGUCUCUGGCUGGUGGUGUCGGUAUCCCCUUCGUUCGCUGGUUCGGUACCGAGUGUGACUACAACGCCAUGGUUAUUGACCUCCUCGGUCCCAGUCUGGAGGACCUGUUCAACUUCUGCAACCGCAAGUUCUCGCUCAAAACCGUUCUCCUGCUGGCCGACCAGCUCAUCUCCCGUAUCGAGUACAUCCACGCCAAGUCGUUCAUCCACCGUGAUAUCAAGCCCGACAACUUCCUGAUGGGUAUUGGCAAGCGCGGUAACCAGGUCAACGUGAUCGAUUUCGGUCUAGCCAAGAAGUACCGGGACCCUAAGACCCACUUCCACAUCCCGUACCGUGAGAACAAGAACCUCACUGGUACUGCCCGUUAUGCCAGUAUCAACACCCACCUGGGUGUCGAGCAGUCCCGCCGUGACGACAUGGAGUCGCUCGGAUACGUGAUGCUCUACUUCUGCCGUGGUUCUCUGCCUUGGCAGGGUCUGAAGGCUGCUACCAAGAAGCAGAAGUACGAUCGCAUUAUGGAGAAGAAGAUGACUACCCCCACUGAGGUUCUCUGCCGCGGUUUCCCCAAUGAGUUUGCCAUCUACCUGAACUACACCCGCUCCCUCCGCUUCGACGACAAGCCAGACUACUCGUACCUCCGCAAGAUCUUCCGUGACCUUUUCGUUCGUGAGUCCUUCCAGUACGACUAUGUCUUCGACUGGACCGUCUAUAAGUACCAAAAGAACGCCGCCAUGAUUGUGGACGCCACCAAGAAGGACAAGGACGACGAGGCUGUCCGCCGCCAGGCUGCUGCUGCCCCCUUGGGCGCCAGCAGUGCCGCCAAACCCGGCGCCAUCUCCGGCCAGCGACGCAAGGUCAUUGACCGCGGUACUCUCGACAACACUCCGGACACCAACCGUGCCGUGGGAGGAAGUGACAGGAUUCUUCGGCGUUAG
Penicillium atrosanguineum is the source of this 1113-nucleotide messenger RNA. Its product is annotated as casein kinase 1 family protein. Gene Ontology annotation, molecular function: ATP binding; protein serine/threonine kinase activity. Gene Ontology annotation, biological process: signal transduction; peptidyl-serine phosphorylation; endocytosis. The coding region runs from base 1 to 1113 and encodes 370 amino acids. The record is from RefSeq and is a predicted model, not a curated record. Gene Ontology annotation, cellular component: cytoplasm; nucleus. Lineage: Eukaryota; Fungi; Ascomycota; Eurotiomycetes; Eurotiales; Aspergillaceae. The transcript is spliced from 4 exons.